CUACACAUCCCAGCGGGCAGCGCGGCAGCCACGUGACGGGUGGAGGCGGGGCGCUGGGCGGAAGCGAGCGGAGCCGCAGGCCGGGGGUACCGGAGUCCGAGGGCGCAGGCGCAGCCAUGGUGUCCGCCAAGCAGCUGGCCGACUUCGGCUACAAGGCCUUCUCCGGCUCCAUGGCGCUGCUGACGCUGUACGGCGGGUACCUGUGCGGGACCCGGGCCUACCGCAUCCUCCAGCGCCGCCAGGAGCGGCAGGCCGCCGCCGGCCCCGACAACUGAGGGCGGCCUGCGGCUCGGCCCCGCGGCUCCCCGCCGGAGCAGGGCCGGGGAAAGGGCCCCGCGGGGCUGCGCUGGCGGGGGGAGGAGAGGGAGCACAAUAAACGCGUGUGAGAAGGGC
Molecule: messenger RNA, 393 nt
Organism: Calidris pugnax (ruff)
Lineage: Eukaryota; Metazoa; Chordata; Aves; Charadriiformes; Scolopacidae
Product: cytochrome c oxidase assembly protein COX14
Exons: 2
Coding region: 117-275 (52 amino acids)
Biological process (GO): mitochondrial respiratory chain complex IV assembly
Cellular component (GO): mitochondrion
Source: RefSeq, a predicted model, not a curated record